UUUUCAAAAAAAAAAUUAAAAUGAAAUGCAUAUUGGAUUUUUCUACAUAGUUGUAUGCAACCAUUUGCAUAUUAAUUAAGUAGUAUUAUAUAUAUAGUAUAAACACCCUACGUUCAUCGCCCUAACGCUUCCUGGCCUGCUCAUUCCACACUGCAUAUAUAUAUUUUGCUUCAAUUCACUCAACAACCAAUUCGAUCGAUCUCAUCAUCUUUUCUUUCUUCACCCCAAAACUUAUCCAUCUCCCAUUAUAUUAUAUUAUAUAUAUAAACCCCUUUUGGUGGUUAUAGAUUCAACAGAUCUUAAUUGUGUAUAUGUAUGUAUGUUUUGAUGAUGAGAGGUUGACAGAGUCCAUACCCAACAAACUCCAUCAGAUAAUCAUUCUUGGAUUAGCCAUUCUUGAUCAAUCUUAAAAUUAAAGUAUGUUGCUGAGGAAAGGCAUUAUUGUUUCCUCUCCUCCAUCAUUAAAAGCUGUGGUGUUUGUUGUUGUUGUCGGGUUCCAAAUCUGUGUGGCUCAGAAUCUCAGCAGAGCUAGUUUCCCCAAAGGCUUUGUUUUUGGAACUGCUUCUUCUGCAUAUCAGUUUGAAGGAGCUGUGAAGGAAGAUGGGAGGGGGGCAACUAUAUGGGACACUUUUGCGCAUACUCCUGGGAAAGUAAUUGAUUUUAGUACUGGUGAUGUAGCAGUAGAUCAAUAUCAUCGUUAUGUAGAAGAUGUUCAACUGAUGAAGGACAUGGGAAUGGACGCCUAUAGAUUUUCUAUUGCAUGGUCAAGAAUAUUCCCCAAUGGAAGUGGAGAAAUCAAUCAAGCUGGAAUUGAUCACUACAACAAACUCAUUAAUGCUUUACUAGCAAAGGGUAUUGAACCGUAUGUGACACUUUACCAUUGGGAUCUUCCUCAGGCACUGCAAGAUAGAUACAAUGGUUGGCUGGACCGACAAAUCAUCAAGAAUUUUGCAGCAUACGCAGAGAUUUGUUUCCAGAAAUUUGGUGACAGAGUGAAGAAUUGGAUCACCAUCAACGAGCCACAAACGGUUUCAAUCCAGGGCUAUGACGUGGGGCUUCAGGCGCCAGGGCGGUGCACCAUCCUCCUCCGUACGUUUUGCCGGGCAGGGAACUCUGCAACCGAGCCCUACAUUGUGGCUCACAACUUACUCCUUUCUCACGCCACCGCCGUGGAUAUCUACAAAAGGAAAUACCAGCCAAAACAACGUGGGAGAAUCGCGAUAGUAAUAGAUAGUUUCUGGUUUGAGCCCCUGUCAAACUCCAGAGCAGACAUUGAAGCAAAACAGCGAGCGCUUGACUUCCGCUUCGGCUGGUUUAUUGAGCCUGUGAUAACUGGGGAUUAUCCUAUGUCGAUGAGAAGCAGGGUAGGUGAUCGAUUACCUAAAUUUUCUGCAGCGGAGUCUGCUCUUAUGAAGGGAUCUUAUGAUUUCGUGGGUAUAAAUCACUAUACAACAUGGUAUGUUACCGACAACAAGACCAACCUUAUCGGUAUAUUCCUCAAUGACACGGUUGCAGACUCCGGCGCUGUUACUCUCCCAUUCAAAGGUCUGAUGCCAAUUGCAAAUAGGGCUAAUUCGGUAUGGUUGUACAUAGUUCCUCGUGGGAUAAGAAGCCUAAUGAAUUACAUCAAGGAUAAGUAUGGGAACCCUCCUGUCAUGAUUACUGAAAACGGAAUGGAUGAUGCUAAAGGGGACGGCUUACAUGACGUGAAAAGAAUGAAGUAUCAUAAUGACUAUUUGACAAACUUGCUAGCUGCAAUUAAAGAGGAUGGGUGUAAUGUGAAAGGGUAUUUUGUAUGGUCAUUUUUGGAUAACUGGGAAUGGAUAGCUGGAUUCACCUCAAGAUAUGGUCUAUACUAUGUUGACUAUAGUGACAAACUCAAGAGAAUUCCCAAGGAUUCUGUCAGGUGGUUCAAGAAUUUCUUGGCUGGUGCUUCAAAUCCUUGAAUUAUGAUGACAACACUUGGACCAUAAUUUCUUUUAUCAAGUGACAGAGAGAUUCAUAU
Molecule: messenger RNA, 2005 nt
Organism: Ipomoea nil (Japanese morning glory)
Lineage: Eukaryota; Viridiplantae; Streptophyta; Magnoliopsida; Solanales; Convolvulaceae
Product: beta-glucosidase 40-like
Exons: 13
Coding region: 420-1946 (508 amino acids)
Biological process (GO): carbohydrate metabolic process
Molecular function (GO): beta-glucosidase activity
Source: RefSeq, a predicted model, not a curated record